AAAGCUGUCAGAAUAGACAGAAUAGACUUACGAAUAUCAUAAAUCCAUUUGACCGGGUCGACCCAAGUUUUAAAAUUCUUCCAACUGUUGGAAUAAAUCGAAACAAAAUUGCAAUAUGUCGAUCCGCAACAUAAAUGUGUCUACAUACGGUGAUGAGGAAGACGACAGCCCGACUACGGAUAGCGAGGGGAGCAUGGAGAGCGUGCGGAGCGAGUGGAGCGAGGGGAGCAACUGGAGCGAGGGGAGCGACUGGAGCGAGGGGAGCGACUCAGAGGAAGAAGAGGAGAUGCCGCCGCCAGCCGAUUCGAACGGGUGGGACCUUCUCCUGCUGGGCACAGUGGGGCUGCUGUUCCUGGUCCGCUUCUGGCACAAGGACUACCUCCAGUACUUUGUGGCGUCCAUUAAGCCGACAGGGCCCGCCCUAUCGGGAUCUGCCUGGCCGUUGUUCACGGGACUCAUGUGGUUCACUUCGGCGGUCCUCUACAGGCUCCUCCUGAUGCGGGCCAGAGUAUCCGAGUGGGAGCGUUGUCACGGGCAGCGCCAGCGUCGAUUGGAAAAGCCAGAGCGGCGCUUUAUGCGGCAGUUACGGCGGAGUAGCCCCCGCUGAAUUCCACAUUGGCCCCACCGAUCCCUCCUCCUGGCGAUACUCUGUGAUUCGUAUUAAAUAAAGAAGCGACGCCAUAACGGA
Messenger RNA from Drosophila pseudoobscura, 688 nucleotides. RefSeq lists its product as uncharacterized. The coding region runs from base 116 to 607 and encodes 163 amino acids. The transcript has 2 exons. The record is from RefSeq and is a predicted model, not a curated record. NCBI's taxonomy places the organism in Eukaryota, Metazoa, Arthropoda, Insecta, Diptera, Drosophilidae.